AUGACUGCCACCCCCGAAACGGACCAUAUCCGCAUUUUCGACACCACUUUGCGCGACGGUGAACAAUCGCCCGGCGCCUCAAUGACGCUGGAAGAAAAACUGCAGAUUGCCGAGAUCCUCGACGACAUGGGCGUCGACAUCAUCGAAGCCGGGUUCCCGAUUGCCUCCAACGGCGACUUCGAAGCCGUCGGUGAAAUCGCCAAGCGCUCGAAGAACUCCGUGAUAGCCGGUCUCGCCCGCGCCAUCCACGCCGAUAUCGACCGCUGCGGCGAAGCUGUGAAACACGCCGGCAAGGGCCGGAUCCACACAUUCGUUUCCACCUCGCCGAUCCAUCUGAAAUUCCAGAUGAACAAGACCGAAGAUCAGGUGAUGGAGAUCAUCACCGACACGGUGACCCGCUCGCGCAACCUGAUCGACGAUGUCGAGUGGUCCGCAAUGGAUGCGACCCGCACGCCAAUCGACUAUCUGUGCCGCUGCGUGGAAGCCGCCAUCAAGUGCGGCGCAACAACCAUCAACCUGCCCGAUACGGUCGGUUAUGCAACACCGGAUGAGUACAAGGCCAUGUUCGAGGACAUCCGAGAACGGGUGCCCAACAGUGACCAGGCAAUCUUCUCCGUGCAUUGCCAUGACGAUCUGGGGCUGGCGGUGGCCAACUCGCUGGCCGGUGUCGCCGGCGGGGCACGACAGAUCGAAUGCACGAUCAACGGCCUGGGCGAGCGCGCCGGAAAUGCAGCGCUCGAAGAAAUCGUCAUGGCAAUCCGCACGCGCGGCGAUGUCCUGCAAUAUGCCACCCAGAUCGACCCUCAAUUCAUGGUCCGUGCAUCAAAAAUGGUUGCCGGAGCGUCCGGCUUUGCCGUCCAGUACAACAAGGCGAUCGUCGGCAAGAAUGCCUUUGCCCAUGAGAGCGGCAUUCACCAGGACGGCAUGCUGAAAAAUGCAGAAACAUACGAAAUCAUGCGUCCGGAAGAUGUCGGGGUAAAAGCGACCUCGCUGGUCAUGGGCAAACAUUCAGGUCGCCACGCGUUCCGCGACAAGCUGCGUGAAUUGGGCUUUGAGCUGGGCGACAACGCAUUGCAGGAUGCCUUCCGCCGCUUCAAGGAGCUCGCCGAUCGCAAGAAGCAUGUCUACGACGAGGACAUCGAAGCGCUGGUCGAGGACGAAAUCACCAUCCUGGGCGAAAGCACAAAGGUUAUUGCGUUGACCGUCAUUGCCGGCACCGGUGGUCCGCAGAAGGCAAUCCUGACCAUGGACGUCAACGGCCAGCACAUCACCAAGGAAGCCACCGGUGAUGGACCGGUCGACGCGACGUUCAAUGCGAUCAAGGCCAUUGUGCCGCACGAGGCGACACUGUCGCUCUACCAGGUGCAUGCCGUGACAGAAGGCACAGACGCCCAGGCGGAAGUGUCCGUGCGUCUGGAAGCCGAAGGCCGGAUCGCCACCGGCAAGGGAGCCGACACCGACACCCUGGUGGCAUCGGCGCGUGCCUAUGUCUCGGCCAUGAACAAGCUGGCCCUGCGACAACAGACCGACAAUCCCGGUGCCUUGCAGGCGGUAUGAUAGACAAGAAGAGGCUCUGAGCACCAUGCCCAGAGCCUCAACCCAAGG
Messenger RNA from Effrenium voratum, 1605 nucleotides. The record is from the annotation of a GenBank genome assembly. Lineage: Eukaryota; Dinophyceae; Suessiales; Symbiodiniaceae.